UCCGCACCUUUCACUGCGUCGGCCAUGUCUGACGAAGUCCUUGCCGAGGAGUUCGAGGUGCUCGAAUCGAUCUAUCCUACCGAGCUCACGAAGUUAUCGGAAAGGUCGGUGCGCAUAGAUAUCGAACCAGAAGAACCCAAUGAGAGCGAGGAUGAAUUGAAACUCGCCCUCGAAGUGCAAUAUACCGAAGGCUAUCCGGAUGUACUACCAGAACUGUCCUUGGAAGCUGUGGAAGGAAGCAUAGAAGAUGGAGAAGUCGAUGAUUUGCUCGAUGAUCUGCGCAGGGUGGGAGAAGAAAACCUUGGGAUGGCAAUGACGUUUGCGCUUGUCACUCAUCUGAGGGAUGAGUUGUCUGCGCUCAUAAAGCUUCGAGCUGAACAUAGAAAGCAGGACGAAACGGAGAAAGAACGACAAGCGAUAGAGGCAGAGGAGGUCCGGACGCGAGGCACGCCUAUAACAGUGGAGUCGUUCAAGGCGUGGAAGGCUGAAUUCGACAAAGAGUUGGCGAUCAAGAAAGCACGCGAGGAGGAGGAAAAACUCAAAGGAAUGGCUCCAAAAGAAAGGGAAGAAUACAAGAGACUGGCCACGCGUCUCACAGGCCGGCAGUUAUUCGAGCGUGACAGGAAUCUCGCGAUCUCGGAUGAAAACCUCGAUGAAGAGGGCGUCGUAUCUGUCGAUAUCAGCCAAUACGACAGGACUACCGUACAAGAGGAGGAGGAAGAGUCGCAAGUGCCAUUUAGCGACAGUGACUGA
Messenger RNA from Laetiporus sulphureus 93-53, 753 nucleotides. RefSeq names its product RWD-domain-containing protein. Gene Ontology annotation, molecular function: protein binding. Gene Ontology annotation, biological process: cytoplasmic translation. The record is from RefSeq and is a predicted model, not a curated record. The transcript has 7 exons. The coding region runs from base 25 to 753 and encodes 242 amino acids. NCBI's taxonomy places the organism in Eukaryota, Fungi, Basidiomycota, Agaricomycetes, Polyporales, Laetiporaceae.